This is a messenger RNA of Limanda limanda (common dab), 3339 nucleotides long. It is a transcript of the gene get4, whose product is annotated as guided entry of tail-anchored proteins factor 4. The transcript has 9 exons. The record is from RefSeq and is a predicted model, not a curated record. Gene Ontology annotation, molecular function: protein binding. Lineage: Eukaryota; Metazoa; Chordata; Actinopteri; Pleuronectiformes; Pleuronectidae. Gene Ontology annotation, cellular component: cytosol; BAT3 complex. Bases 41 to 1012 code for a protein of 323 amino acids. Gene Ontology annotation, biological process: protein insertion into ER membrane.
CACUCUAGCAGAGGCCGAGCGCUGCCGCGGAGCGACAACCAUGUCGGAGCAGGAGUCUCUGAGGUGCUCCAGCGCCAGGAACCGUGGAGGCGUGCAGAGGGUCGAGGGGAAGCUGCGAGCCAGCGUGGAGAAGGGGGAUUACUACGAAGCACACCAGAUGUACAGGACUCUAUUUUUUAGGUACAUGUCACAGGCUAAACAUGCUGAGGCCAGGGAGUUGAUGCACAAUGGCGCUCUACUCUUCUUCAGCUAUAACCAGCAAAACAGUGCAGCAGAUCUGUCCAUGCUGGUGCUGGAGGUGUUGGAGAAAUCUGAGACAAAAGUCGAUGAGGAAAUAUUAGAGAGCCUGGCUAAGCUGUUCAGCCGGAUGGACCAGAACUCUCCGGAGAGAGUUGCGUUUGUGUCCCGGGCCUUGAAAUGGUCCACGGGAGGCCCCGGCAAGUUGGGUCACCCAAAACUACACCAGUUGCUAGCUGUCACCUUGUGGAAAGAGCAAAACUACAGUGAGUCACGUUACCACUUCCUGCAUUCCUCUGACGGCGAGGGCUGUGCACAGAUGCUGGUGGAGUAUUCGUCGUCCCGAGGCUUCCGCAGCGAGGUGGACAUGUUUGUAGUGCAGGCCGUCCUACAGUUCCUCUGCUUAAAGAACAAAAACGGUGCAUCUGUGGUGUUCAGCACAUACACAGAGAAACACCCGUCCAUAGAGAGGGGCCCUCCCUUCGUCCAGCCUCUACUAAACUUUAUCUGGUUUCUGCUGCUGGCAGUGGAUGGGGGUAAAUUAACAGUUUUCACAGUGUUAUGUGAACAAUAUCAACCUUCCCUGAAGAGGGACCCCAUGUAUAAUGAGUAUCUCGACAGAAUAGGACAGCUUUUCUUUGGCGUUCCACCCAAACAGUCUCCAUCAUACGGCGGCCUGCUAGGAAACCUGCUGAACAGCCUGAUGGGGUCGGGCGAGGACGAGGACGGGGCUGAAGAAGCCCAGGAGGACAGCAGCCCCAUCGAACUGGACUGAGCCCGCAGCCUGGGAGAAGAACAAGUGAACACAAAGAAAGAGGAAGAACACCCCUCCCACCCAUCUAUCGCCUCCCUUCGUCACCUUGACAACAGGGAUGGGGCGGGGCUUGGGUCUGUGUUUUCAGAGGCUUGCCGUUUCCAGGAAACCCAUCCCCCCCCUCCUCCCCCUCAUCCCACCUAUCCAGUCCCCCAAAAUCAGAAUAAGAAUCAGUUCACCCAAACCUCCCUCAGCACUGCCUGGACUGACUGCGCCAAACUGCAAACUCUUCCCAAGUUGUUCAGAUUGUAUUAUUUUAUUUAAAUAAUAAUUUCUGUUAGUCUGGGACUUUUGUUCUGCGUUUAGGGUUAAUGAUUUUUAGCCAACAGAUAACUCGCUGUUUUCUCCCUGUGAAAACCAGAGGAGAGGACGGCUUUCACCACAAUGACGACUCGAUCAUUACCAGAGGGUUUACUCAUCUAACUAAUAAUCUACAACUGUUAUGUCCGUUCGAUCAGAGCCAUGUUGUUAACUUUAUUGUUAGUCUCUUCUCUCAAUUUAUUCAAAGUUAAUUUAAGAAAUUGCGCGGCAGUCGAGGCCGAUUUUCAGUUUCUCGGGUUUAUGAACAAACAAAAAAAACCAUGAGCGCUCUGUGUAAAGUCAUCUUGCACCUUGAAUGUCUACCAAACAAACCUUUUCUGCUCAGUGUCUUUAUGGGUCAUAUUUUAUUCAACUAUAAACAGAGCUGUCUGUGUACAAGUAGCUCCAGGUCUCACUUUUUUUUUUUUAUGUGCACAUGCUGAGCUCGUUCGCACUGUGUUCGAGAGAAAUUGUGUCAGAAGAUGCGUUUCUGGCCUCGGUACAGUCGGCAGAUGUCUUGUAUAAAAUAAUCCUGGCAGCGAGGUGCGUGAAGCACUUGGUGAUCUUGAGGUGAGAGGAGAAAAAUGAGACACUGAAAAAUCCAUCUGUUAAGAGUGAAUUUUGCUUUGCGUGUUUAUAAAAAGCCGAUAUUUAAAUCUGCUGCGUACUCGCCUGUUUCUGGCUUUUUCAGUUCUCCCUUUUUUUUUUAAACAAUUGUUUAAACCGUUCCUCUCAGAGGUGAAGCGACGGCCUGUCUUCAGUUCAGCUCGUGAACGACAAAAUAGCUGCUGUUUAUCAGUGUUAACUUCGACCCUCGGAGAGCUCACACUACACUGCUUGUUUCCUUCGGCUUUCUUUGCCCACAUCAUCCAGUCUUCAGCUUUGUUUGUCCGCGUAGUGACGUUUGAUCAGCCCAGGUCUGGUCAGUUUGCUAUUUUUUAGGACAAAAAAAACUUAAUUGUGCUCCAGAUAAUCUAGAGCAGUCAAACCCCCACGUGAAGUCAACAUCUUUAUUAAAAACUCGGAAGGUCCACAGGUCUUCCAAUGUCAAGUAGUUUUUAUUUACUCGUGUGUAAUCAUCUGUGUGGAAGUUAGAAAUGGCUGAUAUUAAAUAAAAAUGCAGUGAAGAAAUUGGCAUGAGUCAGUCGAACACAAUUUGAAUAUUAACAAAACUAAAAUAAUUCAAUAUAUUUUUAUUAUUUGAAGAUCGGCUCAAGAUCUUACAAAAUUAAAUAAAAAAUAUACACAAUGAAAAAUAGCUUAAGUACCAUUUUGUGAUAAGAUGCUUAUAAUGAUGUCAAUGGUUCAUUUCAAUAUUUGACUAAAGAAUUUCAGAUUAUCUAAAUUUCCCAUUUAGUUCUUCCAAACAGGACUGGCUGGCUCAAUGUCACAGUGCUACAGACAGACUCGUAGAAUGUUGUUGAGAUUCUGUGAUUGUUUCCAUCAAGUGUUGAAAAUACAACGAAAAGACGAGUGAUGUGGUUGCAGUCAACAGAGAUCGAAAACAGAAAUAUCUCAUUCUUAACCUAAACAAUGAUUAAAAAAUGACCUAAUGUUAAAUAAAAAUGAAUUCUCUGUUGCAGCGCUGAGGUCGACCAUCCAAAGGGGAAAUUUGGGGCGAAACUGACUUUCGGGUUCCUCACUACGUUUCCAAAGAGCUCAACCAAUCACAAAACAUGCUCCAGUUCCCAUAUUACAUGUAUUUCUAUUCAGAGUCACUGUCAUAGCUUUUAGUUCAAAUUUUAUGUUUGUUUAACGAACCUGAAAGUCAGUUCUGUCACGAUUUCCCUCCAAUCACCUGGCAGUAGAGAAAAGUGUGUGACCAAAGGCCUACUCUGUGUGUGUGUGUGUGUGUGUCAAUGAACAACAUCGCAGCAUUUGUAUUUGAGUUUUGUCUUUGAAAACUAAAGGAGAGUGUUUGCCUUUUCAAUGAUUCACUAACUGAAUAAACUACAACUGAGAAGAGUUUCAGAAUGUCUCAAAACAAA